Molecule: messenger RNA, 2160 nt
Organism: Cadophora gregata
Lineage: Eukaryota; Fungi; Ascomycota; Leotiomycetes; Helotiales; Ploettnerulaceae
Exons: 2
Coding region: 312-1967 (551 amino acids)
Biological process (GO): carbohydrate metabolic process
Molecular function (GO): carbohydrate binding; hydrolase activity, hydrolyzing O-glycosyl compounds
Source: RefSeq, a predicted model, not a curated record
GAGAUGCGUAUGGAGACUUCACAUCAUAAGCGGCAUGAGAUAACUGGUGCGCGUAAAUGAGCGUCACGGUACUUACCUUUUGUAUACAUCAUGUGCACUCGAUGAUGUCGAAGCCGAAGAGCGACCACAGCUCAAUAAUACGUAUUGCAAUUGGUGCGCGUCCAUAAUAUUUUUUGGCAGAUACUCUAAAGAAUGUUUGGAUCUACAAGGGUACUUGAGGAAUUUUAUAAAAGGAGACGGCGACGACUGUUAUUUUCUCUGGUAUAUCCUCAACCUCUUGUCACAUCGCCAUCUCUACCACAUCCAUCACAAUGUUUUGGUCAACAAAAUCCAGCGUUGCAGUACCGGCAGCUUUCAUGCUGCUCGGAAGCGUCAAUGCCCAAACCCCAAUCAUGGGCUACAACAGUUACAAUGAUGUGGCCUGCUCGCCCAACGAGACCAUGAUCCACAACACAAUCCAGUCAAUGUCGGAUAAGGGUUUCCUCGGCAAGGGUUACAAAUUCUUCCAAAUCGAUUGCGGAUGGCAGGGAUUUAACCGUCUCUCAAAUGGCUCGAUCACCUACGAUAGCUCUCGCUUCCCCAAUGGUAUCUCACCAUUGAGUAAGUUCGCAAUUAGUUUGGGAUUCAAGUGGAGCAUGUAUACGGAUCAGGGUGUAUACUCUUGCGAUACCAACUAUAACCCUCAUCGACCGGGAUCACUCGGUUAUGAGACCCAAGAUGCUGCCAUGUUCGCUGCGUGGAACACGGCAUAUGUUAAGGUGGACAACUGCUUCGUGGACCCCAACAACAAUGCUCCCAAGGACCCACGUACCGAUUUCCCCUCCAGAUACGCAACAAUGUGGAACGCUUUGAAGAACGUAGGCAUUCCCAACAUGCUCAUCUGCCAAUGGGGUGUUCCAUACCAGAACACAGCGACAAACACUCUUCAAGGUCCAACUGCAUGGGCACCAGCAGUUUCCACCUCGUUCCGAAUCUCGGACGACAUCGCGCAAGGAUGGUCACAGACUCUCCGUAUCUACAACCAAGCCAUCCACGCCGCUCUCAAGAACCUCGUCGGUCCUAAUAAAUUCGCCGAUAUGGAUUUGCUUGAGGUGGGGAAUCCAGGCAUGACUGUCGAUGAGCAGAAGACUCAUUUCGCCGUCUGGGCAGCUUUCAAGUCUGCUUUGAUGAUCUCUACCCCUGUCCCAAGUAUGUCGGCACAGACUGCUGCCAUUCUGGGAAACCAGGAUUUGAUCGCCGUGAACCAGGAUGCGCUUGGACUGCCAGUCAAGCUCGUCCAGCGUUUCUCUAACAACUACGAUAUCUUCCUCGGCCCACUUGCAGACGGUAGCAAGGUCCUGUUGAUCGUUGAUCACUCCAACACCGCACGAACCAUCUCCGUCCCAUUGAGCGCUGUUGGAAUCAACUCAGCCAGCGCCAGAGAUCUCUGGGCUGGAUCCAACCUCGGAACUGUUACAUCGGUAAGCCAGAAUGUUCCAGCUCACGGAUCGAUGGUCUACAGACUUUCUGCUAUCCAAUCGGCCUCGACAACGACACCAACGUACCAAACUAUUGAAGCCGAGGCUGGAACCCUUGCAAAUGGUGCAGCUAUCGCAAACUGUGCUGGAUGCUCUGGUGGCAAGAAGGUCGGCAAUCUCUUGGAUGGAUCAACUGCGUCUUUGACCUUCACGGGUGUCAAGGCUUCUCAGGGAACUGUUGAUGUGCUGUUCGAUUACAUCAACUGCGAGGUGCAGUACCUUGGCUCGAGCGUCCCCAACGUGCGAACGGCAAGCAUCAGUGUCAACGGAGGUGCCGGUGUGACGGUUCUGUUCCCAUUGUCUGGUUAUGAUUGGUAUGGAGAUGUUCUUCCUGCCUACAAAGUGCGGUUGAGUGGAUUCACCAGUGGCAGCUCGAACACCAUCAAGAUCCAGAGCUUGUCUGGACAAGGCAACGCCCCUGAUAUUGAUCGUAUUCAAGUUCCGCAGUAAUGGAUUGGAGUAAGAGCAGUGUCUAUGAGGACUACGAUUUAACGGAAAUUCGAUGUAAAUAUUGCAUAUUUGUAUAUACUGUUCUGAGGAGAGCCAAAGGGAGCUGGAUUGGCCUCGCCUAACGCUUGGCAAACAAAGGGGAUACUUGAGGUUAUGACGAGCUUUAGCCACAAUCUCAGAAAACAUUACGAUG